GUGAGCUAGUGCCUCUGCCAGCGCCGCGGGCACAGCCGGUCCCUCCCCAGCCAGCGCCGACUGGGCACAGCCGGUCCCUCCACAGCCAGCGCCAACUGGGCACAGCCGGUCCCUCCACAGCCAGCGCCGACUGGGCACAGCCGGUCCCUCUCCAGCCAGCGCCGCACAGGCACUGCCGGCCCCUCCCCAGUGAGCCCCGCGGGCAGAGCCGGCUCCCAGAUGGCCCAGAGCGUCGUUUAUGCCGACCUGAGGUUCGUGAAGGCCCCUCGGGGGAACAGCACGUGCUCCAGGUCUCAGGAGGCAGCGCUCGCAGAGGAGGAAGAUGCGGAGCUCACCUACGAGAACAUCCGGCUGGCCCAGACUGGGGAGGUGAAGCGGGGGCAAGGGGCGGAGCAGAGCAAAGAGCCCAGGUGGAGCACGUGGUACCUGCCCCUCGGCCUGCUGGGGGCCUGCCUCUUCCUCCUGGCCACCACCAUUGGCCUGGGGGUUCGCUACUGGCAGGUUUCCCAACAUCUGCAGCAGGCGUCCCGAGCGCACGAGGCAGAGAGCAGCCGCCUCUCCCAGCAAGUCAGCACCAAGGGGGCCACCCUGGAGCAGACGGCGAGGGAGCUGGAGCAGGCCAGGCAGGAGCUGGAGCAGGUGAGGCAGGAGCUGGAGCAGAUGCGGCUGCAGGAGAACAGCACCCAGGAGCGGCUGCGACAGCGAGAGGCCGUGUUAGAGGGAUCAAAGGAGGAGCUGGCGAGGGUACAGGAGGAGAAGACAGAAAUUAAAGAGAAGCUGAACAAAAUGGAGAGCACCCUGUCCAGCAUCCGCCCCUGCGAGCAGACAGGGUGCUGCCCGGCAGACUGGGUGUUGUACAGAGGAAAGUGCUUGUUCGUCUCGAAGGAGGAGAAGACUUGGAAAGAAAGCAAAGAAGACUGUGACCGGAAAUCUGCUGGGCUUCUUAUUGCCAAAUCCUGGGACACGGAGACAACACCGAAUUUUCUGAAAAAUACUGAUGUGCAGUAUUGGAUUGGACUCAGGAGAGACUGGAGUACGGGAUCACAGUGGAAGUGGGUUGAUGAGUCGCCCUUUGAAAAGUAAGUACAAUAUU
Messenger RNA from Trachemys scripta elegans, 1093 nucleotides. RefSeq names its product CD72 molecule (gene CD72). Gene Ontology annotation, molecular function: transmembrane signaling receptor activity. Bases 220 to 1083 code for a protein of 287 amino acids. Lineage: Eukaryota; Metazoa; Chordata; Testudines; Emydidae. The transcript has 6 exons. Gene Ontology annotation, cellular component: plasma membrane. The record is from RefSeq and is a predicted model, not a curated record.